UCCCAUCUCGCCGCGUUCACCUGCGAUCAGUGGAUGCAAGUCACACACGCUCCCUCCCUCCUCUCUCUGGAAGUUCGCAAAGAAGAAGAACAAAAAAAAAAAAAAAAAAAAAAAAAAAAAAUAGAUCUGUUAAGAGCAGGAGCGGGAGAGAGAGAGAGAGAGAGGAGGGGCGCGCCGAGUGCCGCAGAGCGCGGCAGGACGGGCACACGCCGGGCGCAGCACCGCCAAGCACCGCGCAGCCCCGCGCAGCCCCGCACCUGUUUGCGCGCCCCGCGCCCGGAUCGGCCCCCCGGCAGAGGGAGGACGCCGGCAGCGCCGCCGUCGCCGCUCCUCGCAUGUGCGGUGCCUCCCCGCCGCCCGGCGCCGGAGGGAACUGAGGAAGCCCCGUGAAUGUACAGCAUGAUGAUGGAGACGGACUUGCACUCGCCCGGCGGAGCCCCGGCGCCCGGCGGCGGCCUCUCGGGGCAGAGCGGCGCGGGAGGCGGCGGAGGCGGCGGCGGCGGCGGCGGGGGCAAAGCGGGGCAGGACCGCGUGAAGCGCCCCAUGAACGCCUUCAUGGUGUGGUCGAGGGGGCAGCGGCGGAAGAUGGCCCAGGAGAACCCCAAGAUGCACAACUCGGAGAUCAGCAAGCGGCUGGGGGCCGAGUGGAAGCUGCUGUCCGAGGCGGAGAAGCGGCCCUUCAUCGACGAGGCCAAGCGGCUGCGGGCCCUGCACAUGAAGGAGCACCCGGAUUAUAAAUACCGGCCCCGGCGGAAGACCAAGACCCUGCUCAAGAAGGACAAGUACUCGCUGGCCGGAGGGCUGCUGGGCGCCGGCCCGGCCGCGGGCGGCCCUCCCGCCGUCGGCGUGGGCAUGGGCGUCGGCGUGAGCCCCGGCGGCGUCGGGCAGCGGCUGGAGAGCCCCGGCGGGGCGGCGGGCGGCGGCUACGCGCACAUGAACGGGUGGGCCAACGGCGCCUACCCGGGCUCGGUGGCGGCGGCGGCGGCGGCGGCGGCGAUGAUGCAGGAGGCGCAGCUCGCCUACGGGCAGCACCCGGGCGGCGGGGGGCACCCGCACCACCCGCACCCGCACCACCCUCACCACCCGCACAACCCGCAGCCCAUGCACCGCUACGACAUGGGCGCGCUGCAGUACAGCCCCAUCUCCAACUCGCAGGGCUACGUGAGCGCUUCGCCCUCGGGCUACGGCGCGCUGCCCUACGGCUCUCAGCCCCACCAGAACUCGGCGGCCGCGGCGGCGGCUGCGGCGGCGGCGGCGGCCGCCUCGUCGGGCGCGCUGGGCGCGCUGGGCUCGCUCGUCAAAUCGGAGCCCAGCGUGAGCCCGCCCGUCACCUCGCACUCGCGGGCCCCGUGCCCCGGGGACCUGCGGGAGAUGAUCAGUAUGUACUUACCGGGCGGCGAGGGAGGCGACCCGGCGACCGCCGCCGCCCAGAGCCGCCUGCACUCCCUGCCCCAGCACUACCAGAGUGCCGGGACUGCCGUGAACGGCACCGUCCCCUUGACGCACAUCUGAGCGGCCCCGGAGCUGACCCGGAGCGGAGCGGAGGGCCCCGGCCCGGGCCCCGCAGGACUGCGGCCCCGCCGCCGCCCCGCGCCCGCCGCCCCCCUUCGUUUAUGCCUUUCAUUCCGCUCCUUCCCGCCCUCCCCCUCCCUCCUUCCUUUUUGUUUUUGUUUUUCUUUUCUUUCUUUUUGUACAGAAAUGUUUUGAUGUUCUUGUAAUAAUAAAUAAUAAUAAUAAUAAUAACGAGAGAGAAAAAAAAAAAAAAGAAAGAAAGAAAGGUAACGGUGGCUUUACUGACCUUUUUUGUUUUUAGGAGGACCAGAUCCCGGGACUAGUUUUAGACUGAACUUCUGUGUUUUAUCGAGACUUUUUGUACAGUAUUUAUCAUUCACCCCAGAGACACAGAGCGUUUAUUUGCAAAAGAGGAGAGAGAGAGGAUUAAAAAGAAAAAGAAAAAAAAAACACACACAAAAAAAAAAACAAACAAGAAAAAAAAAAUAAACCAACAAAAAAGACGGCGACGUAAAGACAAAACCCAUCGCCGCUGACACCCAAAGUUCGGGCGGUGCCAACUUGCGGGCUGCGCUUCGUCCCGCACCGCCUCACUGCAAACGGGAGCCGACGGGAAGCGGUGCUCGUUCCUUCCUCGCACACCCAAAAACAGCACCACAAGUUUUCCGUAGAUAUUCUCGCGUUUUUCGUUUCGGUUGGGUUCUUUUUGGUUACUUUAUUUAUACAGCUUCUUUUUUUUUCCUUCUUCUUCUUCCUUUCUUCCUGAGGCUGCGAUGUUUAUUUGACUUCUUAUUUUAUUUUAUUUCCUGGGUUUUGUGUAACUUUGCUGUAUCUGCAUUGUUUCUGUUUGUUUUCCUCCCCUCUCCUCAUUUUUUGUUUUGUUUUUGUUUUUUUGUUUUGGUUUUUGGUUUUUUUUUACAUUAUUUUUUGGUAUCAUCUCUUGUAAAUGCAUUGUGAAAUAAUUUUUAUCUAGGCGUGACGAGGGAACCCAGACUGUACAUAGUUUACUAAAAAGCCUUUCUGCUAAACAGAAAACCCGAAGGAUGCGUUCCAUUUUUGAGUUAAAUAAAUUGCAAAGCGGAAAAAGUCACCUGUUCUAUUUUUUUAAGGAAUAAAAUAAUAAGAAUAAUGAUAAUCAUAAUAAAAGUCAAUGUUUUCCCACGGUGUGGCUGGAAAAAAAAAAUACGGCCGGGAAAGAUGGAAAGAGAGGAGAGAGACGGAAAGCGGAGCUGCGAACUGAGAGGAGCAGAGCCCCGAGGAGAUACCGACUCUCCCGAAGCACGGGAAGCCUUUCCAGGGCUCUGCUCCUCCCGCCCGCCCCGAGCCCUGCGCUGAGCUCCGCCGGGGCCGCAGUGCUAAGGAACAGAGUGCACGGAGCAUCCCCCGGCUGAAUGCGGCCCCGGGUACUGGAGCGGCUUGUUGGAUCGCGUUUGUCGGGGGGUUCGGUGAAGUCUGCCCGUGCUGUCGGGUUGUGCCUGUCGGUGUGUGCGCUUCUAAGUUUGUGUGAACUUCGUCUGGUGGCACUGACAGCGCUGAGCCCUGCGUUUGAUGUCAUUGCACGGGGAAUAAAUGUGUGAAAUGAA
This is a messenger RNA of Coturnix japonica (Japanese quail), 3095 nucleotides long. RefSeq names its product SRY-box transcription factor 1 (gene SOX1). Gene Ontology annotation, molecular function: RNA polymerase II cis-regulatory region sequence-specific DNA binding; DNA-binding transcription activator activity, RNA polymerase II-specific. Lineage: Eukaryota; Metazoa; Chordata; Aves; Galliformes; Phasianidae. Gene Ontology annotation, biological process: positive regulation of transcription by RNA polymerase II; negative regulation of transcription by RNA polymerase II; neuron differentiation. The record is from RefSeq and is a predicted model, not a curated record. Gene Ontology annotation, cellular component: nucleus.